AUGUUCGUCUCCGACGUGUACAGACCUGCGCCACCUUCUUUGGGCGCUGGGCCGUGCUGCGAGCAGCGAGCCUCCAAGAGGGUGCCGCGCAGGAGCCUGGGCGGGAGGAGUGCAUGCCUGUUUUUGCCGCUACUUCGGCUGCGUGGCCCUCUAAGGAGGAGGGCAUCUAGCCAGGCGA
Molecule: messenger RNA, 178 nt
Organism: Prorocentrum cordatum
Lineage: Eukaryota; Dinophyceae; Prorocentrales; Prorocentraceae
Source: the annotation of a GenBank genome assembly